Messenger RNA from Bipolaris sorokiniana ND90Pr, 609 nucleotides. RefSeq lists its product as uncharacterized. The transcript has a single exon. Bases 154 to 549 code for a protein of 131 amino acids. The record is from RefSeq and is a predicted model, not a curated record. NCBI's taxonomy places the organism in Eukaryota, Fungi, Ascomycota, Dothideomycetes, Pleosporales, Pleosporaceae.
CCCACAUCACAGUAGGAAAAGCAGGAAGAAGAAAACCCCAAAAUUGCAGUUUAGUCGAUCAAGUUGCUCACAUUGCGACCCCAUAUACAUACAGACUAUAUGAAUUAAACAUGAAGAAAUACAGCGAAAAAAAUAUGAAAUAUUGGUAGGAAGAUGCUCUCGUAUCAUAUCGUAUCGUAUCGUAUCGUGUCGUCUGCCUCUUUGCUCCUCCUCCUUCCUCCACUCUCCUCUCCUCUCAAGAAUCCCAAUCCUUCAAUGCAGUCAUGGUAUAGUACCCCUUCCCUUUGUGCAGCCAAAACGAAAAGAAGGAAUGACGCCAGUGAAAUGCUUUGGACAGACACGACAAAGAAAAGACAACUCGCUGGAAGACAGGACCGCAUUUUGAUGCCGCUAAACAAGGGGGAAACAAACGUUCAAACAAAACAAAGCAGAGAUGAAGAAAAAGAAAGCAUAAUUGCAAAAAAGAAAUGUCUGAAUCAUAUCUCAUCUCGUCUCAUCUCGAUUCCGUCUCAUCCAUUCAUACAUGAGAGAGUAAGUGCGUCUCCGUGAACCCCCAUCCCCACCCCACAUGCUAAAGGAAUGUGCAGUCUUUGUUGCCCGAACGCCGGU